AACUUCAGUUAAUUGUAGGUUAAGUUUUUCAAAAAUUAUUUCACAUAAAUUUAAACUAAGGUUUAUAGAAAAAUUUAACGAACUUUCUGAAUAUAUAAAUUUCCAGUUAAUAAAAGCCCACCAAAUAAUAAACAUGAUUAAAGAACAAGAUUUUAUGGCAGGAGUGCAACAUGCUAUGAGACUUCCAGUUCGUGCCCGAUGUGCGGAACUAACCGUUCUUUUAGAUAGGGGUAACUUACUAGAACUGCACAAUUUCUUUCCAGUCUUGAUAGAAAAUAUAUUUGGACCUCAAGGUACUUUGUCAUGGGGACUAAGGUCCACAACAGAAUCAGAAGCAGAAGACUUUAGACAGUUACAGCAUUUUUUGUCACCAUGUGGACCUGUUUUUAAACUAAUAUACACAUUACUCAGGGAUCCUAAUAUUAGAUAUGAGUUUUCAUUAGCAUAUUUACCAUUGAAAAUACGACAGUUUUUAGAAAAUUCACAAGGGCAUCCAUUUUAUUCAGAUUUAUUACAUGUAAAUGUUCAAACUAAGCAGAUUGUGUCUCUUAUGUUAAAUGCUUUUGAUUAUUAUAUAUUUCAUUUUGCCUAUCACCUGAUAAAUCCUUGGCAACAGAGGGCUGGAUCUUCCUGUUGGAAUACAGUUUAUUAUGUACUAUGCUGUGAUUAUAUUCUACAUUUCCUACCCACCGAUCCCGGAACGUCGGUUUUACCUGUAAUUUAUUACAACGGCAAGAAUCCUGUUCAAACAACCAAGAUAUAUUUAGUGGACAAGCCACAAAGUUCAGGACUCAUACAAACAAAAAAACAAAUAAAAGAUGAAACUAUGCAGACUAAUUUAGACUAUCAUCAUCCAAGAAAUGAUAUUUGGAGAAGCGAGACUGUACUUACUGUUUUUACAGAUAUGUGGUUGCACAAUAAUCAAGUCACUGAGACUACGAAUACAUUGAAUACAUUAAAUACGUUAAAUAUUCCACACGCAUCGAGAUUUUUACAACAUAAUGAACUUCCAACUGGAGAGUACAUGCGGAUAGUGAGGGUUUUAAUAAAACAGCUGCACUCGUUUCACCAAAGCGCAAGAGCUGAUGAUACGCAUUUAGGAGAAUUGAAGAAAUUGUCUAUACCGAUGAUACAAGGAAAAUUUUAUAUCUUUUUAAGAAACCUAAUACAUCGAUGGCCGUUGGAUGGCUCCUUCAGACUGGUUUUGGAGCUUUGGUUGACUUUUAUACAACCGUGGAGAUAUCCACCUAGCAACCUUAUUAAGCAUAUAAAUAAAAAAGAAAUGAAUCCAUACAUUGAUGAUCUGGCGACAGCUCCACAAACUGAGGUAGAUGUAGAAUUUAUACCCUUUAUUGCUGAAAAUUUACUCUCUUACACAGUUAUUUUUCAACAACUGCUACCAAGGUUUGGCAGAGUUGACUUAAUCAGCCCCAAGAUGUCGUUGAUGCUAUAUAGAAUUGCAAAGGUUUUUGACCAACCCAACUUACCUAAAUUCUUACGUGAUAUUGAGCAGUGCGUUGAUAACAACAACUCCCCCACACAUUCCUACAACAAACAUUGGGUCAACAACUUACCUCCAUUGUCACCUACGACAAACUGGUCGACGAACACCACUGUACAGAAUUUAACCUUUUCGGAAAGUUUUCAGAGUCAGAAGUCCUCUCCCAGUAAUACAUUUUUAAUUAGUAGGGGUGGUUCAGAGAAAAAGUGGUCAGCAAUGGUCAGACAGAAAAUUUUUGAACUAGAAGGUAUUCGAUUUAAUUUUCCAAAUAAAAAAAUCAGUAAGGGACGCAGAAGACAUUGUCAGAGCCAAAGAAAAAGAAGAACAAGAGAUGUUUUCUGGAUUCUGGGUAACAUUAAGUACUUUUUCAUUGGAACGGAUCCAAACGAUGAAUUUACUCUAAGGGAACGUCAAAAAGUUCCUCUACAUCUACAAGUUGCCCUUCAGAAUAUAAUGGACAUGUUUAAUAUUAGUCAUGAGAUUACAGAAAGAGAAUAUGAACCGUUGAAUGUUACUCCCGUCACCAUGAAUACAUCGAAUGAUUACUUGUUUUUAACACCAGAAAGAAUACGAGCUCGCGUAAAAAAUAUUAAAUAUGAAGGUGAUCCAGAUCUCAGACCAAUACAAAGUUAUGAAAAUGCCUUUUUGGUUCGAACUCUAUACCAGAUUUCCCAAAAACUUAACGAAAUCGGGGUGUCUAGCGUAUUUACCGUCCAAGCGCUCUUUGGUCUUGAUGCAACACCAGUUGAGGAGUGUUAUUUUGAAUUCCUGAGAGCACGUUUUCUUUACAUGUGGCGUGGAGGACCAUGCCUUAAGACAGUUAGCCAGUAA
Molecule: messenger RNA, 2332 nt
Organism: Diabrotica balteata
Lineage: Eukaryota; Metazoa; Arthropoda; Insecta; Coleoptera; Chrysomelidae
Source: the annotation of a GenBank genome assembly